Molecule: messenger RNA, 1887 nt
Organism: Lactuca sativa (garden lettuce)
Lineage: Eukaryota; Viridiplantae; Streptophyta; Magnoliopsida; Asterales; Asteraceae
Product: Tetratricopeptide repeat (TPR)-like superfamily protein
Biological process (GO): RNA modification
Molecular function (GO): protein binding; RNA binding
Source: RefSeq, a predicted model, not a curated record
ACCUAGCUGAAACCAUUUUUGGAAACAAAGAACCUGGGUUUGAGUUGAUGCCUUGAUAAAGAAACCUCAAAAACCAUUUGCGGAAACAAAGAACUUAAGUUGAACCUCAAUCUACGUGACAAUUUAAAUCUCUGUUAAAACUAUAAAUUCUGCGUACAACAGACAGAUACUGAUCGAGUCAAAUCAUCGCAAGAACUAUGUUUUUCUUUUAUAAUUUUCACCACUAAUGAGAUUCUUAAAAUCUUCAUCCCUAAUCCAUUUCCAUAGAGUUUUUCCCAAAUUUUCACUCACCAAACCUUCUCAAAUCCAUAGCCAUGGCCAAACCAGGUCAAGACCCAAUGAAGUGCUUAAAGAGUAUCUAAAGGCCAACGCUACAACUAAAGCCAUACGUUUCCUUCGUGAUUUGAUCAGAAAAAGCAUUUCAUCCAUUGAUAGCUACUCUCUAUUGUACAUCAUCAAGGUCUGCACACGAAAGUCUUCACCAUACGAAGCCCGACAAUUCCAUACCCUUGUCGUGAAACUCAGUUACAAUUCCAUCAUCUUCGUACAGACAUCACUGAUCAAUUACUAUUCCGCAGUCGCUAAUCUAGCGGAUGCACGCCAGGUGUUCGACGAAAUACCCACAAAGAAUCUUGUUUGUUGGACAGCGUUGAUUUCCGCCUAUGUUGACAACCAAAAACCAAACACUGCUCUCAAACUGUUCAGGGAGAUACAGAUGAACAAUUUUGAGCCUGAUGAAGUCACCCUCGUGGUUGCUCUCUCUGCAUGUGCUGAUCUUGGUGCAUUGGACAUUGGUAAAUGGAUUCAUAACUUCAUCCGAAGAAGCAAAAAUCUCAACAAAGACUUACCUUUAUACAAUGCUCUCUUGAACAUGUACACGAAAUGUGGAGACAUCAAAAGUGCUAAGAUGUUAUUUAACACCAUCAAAAACAAAAAUGUCACAACCUGGACUUCCAUGAUUACAGGACACGCAAUCCAUGGUCAAGCCAAGGAAGCUCUUGCCCUUUUCACAGCCAUGACAGAUUCCAAAAUCGUGCCUAAUGAUGUGACCUUCAUUGGGGUUCUAAUGGCAUGUAGUCAUGUAGCCAUGGUGGAUGAAGGAAAGCACUAUUUCAAGAUUAUGAGUGAGGAAUACGGAUUAAAACCUAAAGUUUCGCAUUUCGGUUGUAUGAUUGAUCUUUUAUGUAGAGCAGGAUGCUUACAAGAAGCUAAAGAUUUCAUUUUGGAGAUGCCUGAGAGAGUGAGACCGAAUGCGGUGAUGUGGCGGACUUUGCUUGGUGCAUGUAGUGUUCAUGGGGAUGUUGAUCUUGGUGAAGAGGUGAGGUGGCGAUUGGGUGAGUUUGAGGAGAAUUGGGGUGGUGAUGAUGUUUUAAUGGGGAAUAUGUAUGCUUCAAGAGGGAUAUGGGAGAAGAAGGAGAUGAGUAGGAAUUGUGUUGAUAAGAGAAUUCCAGGGUGUAGUUUGAUUGAGGUGGGGAGUGAAAUUUAUGAGUUUGUGGCUGCAGAUUCUGAUCAUCCAUUUGGUUGCAAGAUUUAUGAGGUUAUUCAGAGUUUGUUUGGGAAUAUGAGAGCUUCUUCUUAUGGAUGCACUUUUGAUCUUUAAAGUGAUACAUGUAAAGAUAUAACAAAUGUACUUUUUAUUUCUUUGUUUAUUAUACUACUCUACUUUUCUUAUUCCAAUUUACUUUGAGAAAUCAACCCAAUAAUAUUGUAUUAUUCAUUAUAUUUUAGGGCCCUAUAUUUUGUGCCAUUUCGAAAUGAUAAAUUUCCAACAAUACUGUAUUAUUAUUAUUCAUUACAAUGAAACAAAACUUAUUUACGCUUCUAUAUCAAGACAAUGCUACAAAGGCACCUUCUGUGUGCUUAUGGAUGGGCCCUAUUUGUACAUCC